This is a messenger RNA of Fimicolochytrium jonesii, 2286 nucleotides long. Its product is annotated as hsp71-like protein. The transcript has a single exon. The record is from RefSeq and is a predicted model, not a curated record. Bases 214 to 2139 code for a protein of 641 amino acids. Gene Ontology annotation, cellular component: nucleus; plasma membrane; cytoplasm. NCBI's taxonomy places the organism in Eukaryota, Fungi, Chytridiomycota, Chytridiomycetes, Spizellomycetales, Powellomycetaceae. Gene Ontology annotation, biological process: vesicle-mediated transport; protein refolding; cellular response to unfolded protein. Gene Ontology annotation, molecular function: ATP hydrolysis activity; ATP-dependent protein folding chaperone; ATP binding.
GAAAUAGUGUGGAGAAGCAGAAAUCCACCCCCGCAUAGAACGAUGAACUGCACCAAAUUGCUCGAGGACAUCCCCCGCUCCUAUAUAAAGGGCCCGCCAAACUCCCCAGUGCAGAUUUUCGCAUUCACUUCACUUCUGAUCGUCACAACCCGAAAAAUAUUACAUUUGCAAAUAACCUAACAGCAUCUGCAACAUCCCACACCUUUACUCAAUAUGAGUAGCGCUGGCACUUCGAAAGCCGUCGGAAUCGAUCUCGGCACAACCUACAGCUGUGUCGGAGUCUUCCAAAACGACCGGGUAGAAAUUAUCCCAAACGACCAAGGCAACCGUACAACGCCCAGCUAUGUGGCUUUCACCGAUACUGAGCGUCUCAUUGGAGACGCAGCGAAAAACCAAGUCGCCCUGAACCCACAAAACACUGUCUUUGACGCCAAGCGACUCAUCGGCCGCCGGUUCACUGACAAGGAAGUUCAAAGCGAUAUGCAGCACUGGCCCUUCAAGGUCUGCUGCGAGGGCGACGGAAAGCCAGUCAUCGAAGUCGAAUUCAAGGGCGAGAAGAAGAGGUUCACACCCGAACAAAUCUCUUCGAUGGUGCUCACCAAGAUGCGCGAAAUCUCCGAAGCCUACCUCGGCCACCCUGUCAAAGACGCAGUCAUCACGGUCCCAGCCUAUUUCAACGAUUCUCAACGACAAGCAACGAAAGACGCUGGAACCAUCGCCAACCUCAACGUUCUGCGCAUUAUCAACGAACCUACUGCCGCGGCGAUUGCGUACGGGCUUGACAAGCGCAAGGGCCAUGAGCAAAACGUCCUCAUUUUCGAUCUUGGAGGCGGCACGUUUGACGUGUCGCUUCUUUCCAUCGAAGACGGCGUUUUCGAAGUCAAAGCUACCGCCGGCGAUACCCACCUAGGCGGUGAAGACUUUGACAACCGCUUGGUCUCACACUUCGUCGACGAAUUCAAGCGCAAAUACAAGAAGGACAUCCGAAGCAACCAGCGAGCACUUCGCCGCUUGCGUACGGCUGCCGAGCGCGCUAAGCGAACACUCUCGUCAUCAGCCCAAGCGAGUCUCGAAAUCGAUUCUCUCUACGAAGGCAUCGACUUCUAUACGACAAUAACCAGGGCGCGGUUUGAAGAACUCUGCGGCGAUUUGUUCCGCGCCACGCUCGAACCGGUUGAGAAGGUUCUGCGAGACGCCAAAAUCGCAAAGAAUGAAGUCCACGAAGUCGUAUUGGUCGGCGGCUCCACUCGCAUCCCCAAAGUUCAGAAGCUCGUCUCCGACUUUUUCAACGGCAAGGAACUAAACCGGUCGAUCAACCCGGACGAAGCAGUGGCCUACGGUGCUGCUGUCCAAGCAGCGAUCCUCACCGGUGUUCAAUCCGAAAAGACGCAAGAUGUGCUGUUGAUGGAUGUGGCGCCUCUCUCGCUCGGUCUCGAGACCGCCGGCGGAGUCAUGACGCCGCUCAUUCCUCGCAACACCGUUAUACCCACCAAGAAGAGUCAAGUCUUUUCGACCUAUUCGGACAACCAACCCGGCGUCCUGAUUCAAGUCUACGAAGGCGAACGCAAGCUUACCAAAGACAACAAUCUUCUCGGCAAAUUCGAGCUCAGCGGUAUCCCUCCUGCGCCUCGGGGCGUCCCGCAGAUCGAAGUCGUCUUCGACAUGGAUGCUAACGGCAUCUUGAACGUAUCUGCGCAAGACAAGACAACGGGGAGAUCUGGCAAAAUCACCAUCACGAACGAUAAGGGCCGUCUCAGCAAAGAGGACAUUGAGCGCAUGGUCAGCGAGGCUGAGAAGUUCAAGCAGGAAGAUGCCGCGGUCGCUGAACGAGUCUCUGCUCGCAACGAGUUCGAAUCGUACACAUACAACCUUCGUAACACCAUGGAUGACCCCAAACUGAGUGGCAACCUUUCCGAUGAGGACAAGGCCAGCUUGAAGAAGCUCGUCGAUGAAGCUAUUCAAUGGCUCGAUCACAAUCACGAAGCCUCAACCGAAGAGUAUAAGGAACGUCAGAACGAAUUGUCCAAGGCGACCGAAGGCAUCUUGAAGAAGAUGUAUCAAGGCGGAGGAGGUAACACGGGAGGAGCUACCACAGACGGCAGUGCUCCCUCUGGUCCUACCGUGGAGGAAGUCGAUUGAAAAGGAGUCGAUGGAACAGCCCCGCCUCUGUUUGAAAAAUGUAUAUAGCUAGCAACCCCAAUUUUGUAACCUAUCCAUGUAUCGUUGUUUGUAAAUGGCUUCAAUUGAAUAUGAUCAGUAUGGCAAUCUUGUCCAUGCAUUGUCUGA